Homo sapiens (human) is the source of this 2739-nucleotide messenger RNA. It is a transcript of the gene CFAP144, whose product is annotated as cilia and flagella associated protein 144. Lineage: Eukaryota; Metazoa; Chordata; Mammalia; Primates; Hominidae. The record is from RefSeq and is a predicted model, not a curated record. Bases 2288 to 2656 code for a protein of 122 amino acids. Gene Ontology annotation, cellular component: axoneme. The transcript is spliced from 4 exons.
UUUUUAACUUUUAGGCUCUGGAGUGCAUGUGCAGGUUUGUUAUAUAGGUAAACUGCAUGUCACAGGGGUUUAGUGUACUGAUUAUUUGCCACCCAGCUAAUAAGUAUAGUACACCAUAGGUAGUUUUUCAAUCCUCUCUCUCCUCUCACGACCGUCAAGUACACAUGUAGGAGCAAGAGAUUUUUAGUAAGAAGAGAGGAAUAAUGGUUUGAAAGGAAUCAAAAGGAGCAAAGAGAACCUAUACACCACAUUCCCACACUGAAGUACUUAGAGUUUCAGAGAAUAAGUAGAGUCUCUACCUGAAAUACACAGGAAGCAAUGUCCUCAAGGGAAAUCCAAAUUACAUUUAAAGCCAGGAGAAGCAAGGAACUGUCCGUAAAGAAGCAGUCUAAGGAAAUAGGGAAGUUUACUAAUCAUGCAGCUGAACUUCCAUAGAGUACAACUGAAAGUAAGGGAGGAAAAGGGUGUUGGGUCAAGAAAGAACAAUCAGAAUAUUAUGGUGAUAAAAAUACCAGAGAGAAUAGGUGAGCAAAGGGACUUAUGAUUUGGAUGGUGAUCAAAGAAACCAGGAAUGGUCAGCAGAGGGGGUUGCUUCAUCAGACUAAAGAAAGGGGGAGGGUGCACUCUCCUUAGUUAUCUGACAUGGAGACAGGCAUCUCUGGUAGUGAGCAAGGAAGUCCAAAUCUAGUCGUUAGGCACCCAGGAGUGGGCAGUCAUCCUGCCAGUCUCAGCCCUACGUUUAUGGUUCCAGUUAAGAGUAAGUCAUCAAACCAAGAGAACACAGGAACCAAGAUGGUACGCUCCAAAAAGUUCAGUUCUGCUCUGAAGCGCCCCCUACAGGAUCCUGUUCAGAGACGCAGGAGGAGGCAAAGCUGCUGGUCUGCGCUUUGCGCCAUUCUGUGCUCCCUCCUACCUGCCCUCUUUUGGCCCAAGUUCUAGUCCCAUCUGCUUUGUCACCCCCUGCCCACCUAAGGGACUUCAUUCUCUGGUCUUCACCGUCCUCAUGGUAAAAUGGACGUGACAUCUUUAAUCACACAUAUCUAUCCAGUGAUGUAAAUGCAGUGAAAAGGGCUUUGAACAGUGUUGUCAGGGAAGGAGACUGAGGCACUAAUUUCUUCCCAUUUUCCCAAUUCCUGCUUCAGCACCGCUCACCUAGGCUCCAGCCCUCUAAAUCUAUCCUAGCCCUUUGGUCGAUCUUUGCCUACUGAGGGCAAAAUUACAUAGUAUCCCAAAAACAAGGAUUAAUACUACAGCCCCAUUUCUUCUCUUUGCCAUUUCCCAUGACAACUCUUAAACCUAGAAACUGGUGCCAUUUCCCUGAUUGGUGGGACCUGCUCACUAGACCAAAAGGGAUGUGUAUGUACAUUUCAUAAUGGGCAUUCAGUUAGGGGAUGAUGUGAGGGCUGUGUGUGAGAUAAAUCCUGGAGUUGGUCUGGCCACAUCCCAAUGACUCAUUUGGACUCCUUUGGACAAGUAACUAGAGCUCCCAUUUGAAAGAAUGACAAGCAAGCUACCUCAAAUUUCUCUUUCUCAACCCAUGACUUCACCUUUUCUGUUCCUUAAUGCUCUCAUCAUCCAGCCCUCCUUUCUGCUGUUUUUCCUCAGUUUUCAAGCCUGCACCCUAGUCUUCUGUGCCAUCCCACUUUUUUGGGGUUCUGCCCUAUCUGUUACCCCUCUCCGAAUAAUGUCAGCCCCGCCCACUACCCUACUGUAAGGAUCUGCCCAGCUCUUCCUCUGUGGGUUUUAAACCGUGCAUCUGCUGCCACCACGUUCAUCAGGGUCCCAAUUUCCAUUACACCCCUGCCUUUCCCCCGCUCCUCCUCCUAGCCCUUGUUUCUAAUCCCCUGUACUCUAGCUCCCACUCCCAAUCGAGCCACCCCCAACCAACCAUGACAAUUCACAGCUCUCAUCCUGGAGAGAUGGUUUCCCUCAUGCUGGGACAGUUCUGGGGCAGUUCAGAAUUGCCAGGACUGUGGAUUCCCAGCAGCUUGGCCUGGUGGACACACGGAAUGCAAGACAACAGCAAACCCACCUUCAGCCUUGGUAAGUGACAGGACCCCUUUUCCAUGACCAGAUCCUGGUUACCUUGAUACUAUUUCUAUUUUGUCUCCAUUCCCGUCUGGGCAAUCCUCUUCAGAUGCCAGAGAUUUCCUUUUUUUUGACAGUUUGCUCCUUUCCUCUCAUGCCUGGUCAGCCAGCCUGCAUGAGGUUCUCUACGUUUGAGACUGGCUUCUCCACGGAACUUGGUCUGUAGCCACAGAGCAAACUGCAGGGCCAUUGACAGAGAAUGAAGAGGAGAGUGAAGAGUGGAACACAUCUAAUGUGUUCUCUGGAGGUUCAUACAGUCACCAGGAAGCCCAUGUCUUGGCAUGAUAACCUGGAGGAACCUGCAGAUGCCAGGUUUCUGAAUCUCAUUCACCAUGCUGCCCAGGGACCAAGGAAGAAGUACCCAGAGACACAGACUGAAAACCAGGAAGUUGGAUGGGACUUAGAGCCCUUGGUAAGCGUGGCUCCUUCCUCAGGAAAUACGAGGAAACACAGCAGCAAUAUCAACCCAGAACGCCAUGACCGCAGGCUGAAUCACUUCAGGGUCUGCAGUGACAUCACUCUGUACAAGGCUAAAACGUGGGGCUUAGGAGAUGAUCACCACAAGUAGCAUCCCAGCGGAUGAGCCCAUCUGUGGAUCUAAUGCCUUAAGUGUGCACAGCCCAGAGAAAUAAAAUACUACUUUAAAACGAA